AUGGCAGCAAUCGGGUCCAACGACGGCUCAAACACGCAGGAAAACGAGGGAGUGUCUCCACUCGCAGUCACCGUGAAUGUUGACGAAAAAGAAGAAGGAUCUAUUGAGCCAACGAAUACUGUGCAGAGACACCAUAAGGAUCAGCAUCACUAUGUAUCACUCUGUCGUAAGGAGUGGUGGCACUGGAGGACUAAGGGCCAAGUGUAUUGGAGUCCAUCGUACCUUACCGUUGACAAGGGUGAUUACGUCAGUUUUGGAUGGUAUCCACCAGCUCCCCCUGGUGCUAUCUUUCAUAAGGAGCAUCCUCUUGAGGCUGAUGACAAGGAUAGACUACUCGUCAAUGUCAUAUCAGCAGAGAAGGACGGCAGCCCUAUGGAUGCAGCCGUGGCUCCUAUCUACAGUGGUGACCCCCGCCUUGCAGGGACGUACACCUUCCAUUUCACGGAGCCAGGGACUGCGGUGGUGACUUCGACAAACCGCGAUCUACAUCUCCGCUGUGAAAUUAAGUGCCUCACUGAUCAACAGUGGCGAGUCAAUAGAGCCUUGAAGAUAGCAGGAGGAGUGUUGGCUGUAGGGGCUUUCGUUGUCGUACUAGUGUUGAUGAUUAUCGGAAUCCCUAAGCUGUUCGAGCCGAUCAUAUCCUGUGAUGAAGCGAAGCAAUGGUGCCGAGUGCUCGAGGACAUCAGGGAUGAGACUGUUAGCAGCUCUCUUCCGAUCAUGGUCUUCUCUGCAAUCAUGGCAGUUGCAGCACCAGCAUUCAUUCUUUUCCGCGCCUUAUUCCUAGAGAGACCACUGCUGGCAUCGUUCGGUCGCGGCUUCCACUCCAAGUGGUCGACUCUUAUAUCCCUCAUCCUCUACUUCCUCACGAUUGCUGUUAUUGUGAUAACAGCUCUUUCCUGGACGUAUCAAGUUCGGGUCAGUCGAGGUUGGAAUGAGUUCCUCGAGAUUAUGGAUAAGUUUGUCACCGAGAUGACGUCUUCUCUCGAUGCUAUGGUGGUACUACUAGAAGAGAUUCUCAACCGCCAAGACGUCCUGGACAAGUUGGCCUCCACUGGCAUCGACAUGUCUACGAUAUCUAAGACGCUUCUGGAUGUCUAUUCAACGGUUAGCGAAACUUCUAAACAGUAUCUCGACACUGGAACAUCGCUGAUGGUAUCCAUUGUUCGUAUAAGACUAGGUUUCCUCUUUGUCGGAGUGGAGAUUGCCCUCCUUUGUGUGGCUAGUGCCAUAGCAGUGAUGGCCAGCAGAAGGUUUCAACGUUUCGCCACUGUGGAGGCCCUUCUUAUGGGAGGUAUUGUGUUCUCGUCCUUAUCGGUUGUGACCAGCAUGACCAGCUACUACCUUCUGGACCACACAUACGAUAACGUCCUUGCUAAACCGGUUGAUGAGACGGGGACGGCGACUUCUAUCGUGGGAGCAGCUCUGGCUUUCUGUUCAGCAGAGGACUUCAACUUACCGUAUGAGGAUGUUGUGGUGCCACUACGGACAAUGGUUGAUAAUUGUGAGGGAUGUAGGAUACCCGAUUGGGUGGUACCUACUACCACAGGCCAAGUCCGAGACUUGCUUGCCAUCAUGUAUGAAAACAUCAACAAUCUGAGGUCGGAGUUGUUCGUAGGGAGAUACGGCCUUACCGCGGCUGACUCGAGUGUUCUGGAUGGCUUAGCGCAAGUAUUGGCGAUAACAGUGGAGUUGCUUGAGUGCUCUUCUCUUGAUGGGUAUAUACGGGCGUCAAUAGUAUCCCUCAAACAAGACGUCAUUGACCCUUUACAUUCCCUGUCGGCCACUGAUUUGACUCUUUCACUGAUUCAGUUGGUGAUGCUGGUAUGCUUUGUGGUUGCCCGUUAUGUAUUUGAUCGUCGAAGGAAGUACUGGUGGGAGGUCUCCAGCGGUAGGUGGUUCCGUUUCCGCUUUUGCUAUCAUGCACAUAAACAGCUGGUCAAAGAUAAGUACGGGGGUAUCCCCCCAGGGGGGCAGAGGUGGCAGCACCCACCGCACAAUCAGCUCACGAUGCAUCAAGCUACCUUCAUGUGGACCUUAGGACAGGCUCUGGUUGUUUUCCAGUCGGCUUACAUCUUGUUAUUAUGCAACUCCUACUUGGCUACAUCGCUAGAGAUGAUUGGUGGUGUGCUGGCUGUUGCCCAGCUGCUCACUGCAAUGGCGGGGUUAACCUCCGUAGCGUGGGUCGGAGUGGGAAAGGGCUGGCAUGGGAGAAUGUGGAAAUCCAGUUUGAUCCCCCGAGUUGUGACUGUAGCAUUUGCGGCUGCAACCAGCAUCACACUGGCGGCCACAGCGGGUAUCCAUUCGGGAAGACUGGCUGACUGCAACAACCAAGUGGAGCGGUGUCCGAUGUCGACUAUGGUCUAUCACAGCGAAGGUGUAUAUUACGCUAGUAUUAUGGCUAUCGUCGCUCUCGUAACAACGGUGCUCUCUGAACUUUCACUGGGACCAUGGUUCACUACAGCUGCACUCACGCUGAAGGAAGUCGAUGUGGCUGAGCGGCACCUGGGCUCCACUGAUGCGAUAGCUAGUGCCUUGCAGCUGCACACUAAAGGACGGAUCAUGACGGGUAUAAUGGCACUUGUAUUCCCAUCAGCGCUAUUUGGAGGGAUAUGGGCAUUGGCACGAGAUCCGCUUGUAUUCGAUAACGUCUCCUUCACAGCUCUGGCUGGCGCUCUGAGGUUCCAAACAGGUCGGGAGAUCAUAAGCAGUUCUGCGAUACCGCAACCUCCUGAAGGGGAGCCUGGUGGUUGUAAUGGCCUUGUCGUAAAUUGCCAGAAGACCGUUGUUCAAAUAACACUGCCAUCGACGCAUAACAGCUUCUCAUCACUCCAAGACAGGUUUGUCCUCCCCAACCACUACUUCAAUAUUAAACAACAAUUGGAACAUGGUAUUCGAGGCCUCUUACUCGACAUUCACCCUCAUAAUAGCACUAUGGAAGAGCCGCUACGACUUUGUCAUGCAAUGUGCGCUCUUGGCACACUUGUACUACGUGACGAGAUGGAGAUGGUGGCCGAGUGGCUCGCUGCCAACCCACGAGAGGUCAUAAUGCUUGUCAAUGAGUUCUAUGGUGAAACCUUCACUGCUUUGGAGUAUUCGAUGGAACCAUUGAUACCGUAUAUGUAUGUGCAUCCAGACGCCCAGAACGAGACCAUGAGGAUCCUAGGAGAAGCUGUGCGGUCACCAUGGCCAACUCUGCAGGAGAUGAUUGACACGAAUAAGAGGGUUGUCGUCAUCAAUCAGCAUGACUGCUAUUCGAACAACGACAAUAGCUUUGAUGGUUGCCCGGCCUGGGACCACAAUUUCUAUCAGUUUACAGCCGAAAAUAACUAUGCGUGGCAGACUAGGGAAAUGCUCAACUGCACCAUCAGCGCUCGAAGCAGCAAGUUUGAGUUCAUCAGCGAGUCCACUCUGAAUUCGUCCGAUCGGACCUCGGUUCAGAAUAGGUUGAUUUUCGUCAACCACUUUCUUUCUAUACCAGUGCCCUUCCCAUUGACGUCACUCCAAGUGAACAAGGAUGACCUCAUGAGAGAGGUGCUGGAUAACUGCACUGCCCAGUGGAGCGGACAUGUCCCAUCGAUGAUGGCCGUAGAUUAUUGGUCUAUUGGCAACAUAACACAUGUGGCACAUGAGUAUAAUAGAGACCAUAUUCUCCCUGACGCUACACGAUGA
Perkinsus marinus ATCC 50983 is the source of this 3669-nucleotide messenger RNA. RefSeq lists its product as hypothetical. Gene Ontology annotation, molecular function: phosphoric diester hydrolase activity. Gene Ontology annotation, biological process: lipid metabolic process. The record is from RefSeq and is a predicted model, not a curated record. The coding region runs from base 1 to 3669 and encodes 1222 amino acids. The transcript has 34 exons. Lineage: Eukaryota; Perkinsozoa; Perkinsida; Perkinsidae.